This is a messenger RNA of Sapajus apella (tufted capuchin), 1085 nucleotides long. Its product is annotated as histone H2A-Bbd type 2/3. Gene Ontology annotation, cellular component: nucleosome. The record is from RefSeq and is a predicted model, not a curated record. Gene Ontology annotation, molecular function: protein heterodimerization activity; structural constituent of chromatin; DNA binding. Lineage: Eukaryota; Metazoa; Chordata; Mammalia; Primates; Cebidae.
AAGCGGUGGUAGCGGAGGUGUGGAGGAGGCGUGUGGGAAGUGACUGCUUACAGGUACAGGGGUUUCGGUUUCUUUUCCGGGUGUUGAAAAUGUUUUGGAGCCAGGUGGUUGUGACGGGUGUGCAACAUUGUGAAGGAGCCGUACCCAGCAUCUUCCCCCCGGCCGCCCCUUUGUCUUUCUCCCAUCCAGUAGAAAGGGAGAGUUCCCCCACCGGCGAAGAGAGGGUCACCAGCGGGAUUCCCCCUCCCCGCCCCACCCCCACCCCCACCCCCCCCCCCGCCCCACCCCCACCCCCACGGCCCCCCACAGCCGCUUCCAGGCCCAGGCCUGCUCCCUCGGGGCCAAUGGGAAGGCCAUGAGGUCACCUGAUGGGCGUGUCCCUGGUGAGGCCAUCGCCACGUGCGAGCGAGGCCGUCACCGUGUGGUGACGUGGUGGCACGAGGAUGUCCGUGCCCAUGGGACUGGGCUCCCCAGCCAAUGAGGGGCUGGGCCCUGGUCGCUAGGAUACACGGUACUGGACGCGAUAACGGUCAUCUUGAGAGGCAUCUCGUCGUGCUAGAGCAAGCCGAGCCGAGAUAGCGCACCCAACACCCAGCAUGUCGGAGAGGAGCAGCCGUCGAGGGUCCUCUGGUGCUGGCGGCCCGGGGCAUACCGCUCGAGCGGAGGUUUUGUUUUCUGUGAGCGAGAUGGAGCGUAGUCUACGGGAAGGCCGCUACGCCCAGCGCCCGAGCCCCCGUGCGCCAGUCGACCCCGCUGCCGUGAUUGAGUACCUCACGGCCCAGAUCCUGGAGCUGGCGGGCAAGGAGGCCCACAACAACGGAGAGAGGACCAUCACUCCGCAGCUGCCGGACACGGCGGUUCACAACAACGCGCUGCUGAGCACCCUCUUUGACACAACCACCAUGUCUCAAGUGGUUCCCGGCCGGGACUAGCUGCUGUCGACGGCCGACUUCUGGAACCUGGCAGGUCCACUCGUCCACCCACCCAGCCCCAAAUCCCCCAGCCCCCAAACCACCCCCCGCUUUCCACCGGCCCCAAAGUCCGUUGGGCCUUCAUUCAUUAAUUCUGUCACUAAAGUGUUUAAU